This is a messenger RNA of Dromiciops gliroides (monito del monte), 9807 nucleotides long. RefSeq names its product tripartite motif containing 67 (gene TRIM67). Lineage: Eukaryota; Metazoa; Chordata; Mammalia; Microbiotheria; Microbiotheriidae. Gene Ontology annotation, molecular function: protein binding; zinc ion binding. The coding region runs from base 13 to 2373 and encodes 786 amino acids. The record is from RefSeq and is a predicted model, not a curated record. The transcript has 10 exons.
GCCUGAGCCGCGAUGGAAGAGGAGCUGAAGUGCCCAGUGUGUGGGUCCCUGUUCCGAGAGCCCAUCAUCUUGCCCUGUUCCCACAAUGUCUGCUUGCCUUGCGCCCGCACCAUAGCGGUACAGACUCCUGACAGCGAGCAACACCUGCCUCCGCCUCUCUUGCAUACUCGGGGCCCUUCGUUGCCCACCGGCUCAACUGCAGGUCCUCCACCAGAAUAUGAAACUGGGACUGGACCAGCCUGUAGUGGUGGAGGCACCAGCAGUAGUGGCGGCGGCGGCGGCGGCGGCGGCGUAGGUGGUGUCGUUGGGGGAGGGGAUCACGCUGACAAACUGAGCCUGCAUAGCGAGACGGACAGCGGUUAUGGCUCCUACACUCCCAGCCUUAAGUCCCCUAAUGGAGUGCGGGUAUUACCCAUGGUGCCCGCACCCCCAGGCUCCUCUGCCGCGGCUGCCCGGGGAGCCGCCUGUUCCUCCCUGUCCUCUUCUUCCUCCAGCUCCAUCACCUGCCCUCAAUGCCACCGCAGCGCCUCUUUGGACCACCGCGGCCUCCGUGGCUUCCAGCGCAACCGGCUGCUGGAGGCCAUUGUACAUCGCUAUCAACAGAGCCGGGGUUCUGGAACUGGAGCAACCGCAGCAGCUGUAGUUGCCCAUUGCCAGCUUUGCGACCGCACCCCUCCAGAACCAGCAGCUACGCUCUGUGAGCAGUGCGAUGUACUCUAUUGCUCUGCCUGCCAGAUUAAAUGCCAUCCGUCCAGAGGACCUUUUGCCAAGCACCGCUUGGUCCAACCGCCGCCGCCACAGCCAGCGGCCUCUGCACCUCUAGGUGCUGCCCAAGGAGCCCCCAGUGGCAGCAGCGGCGGCAGCAGCAAAAGCCCAGGCCCUGGGGCGGGAGCAGCAGGGGGUACCGGGGUCCGUAAGUUUCCCACGUGCACGGAUCAUGAGCUGGAGAACUACAGUAUGUACUGUGUGACCUGUCGUACCCCUGUCUGCUACCAGUGUCUGGAGGAAGGCAGACACGGCAAACAUGAAGUCAAACCGUUAGGGGCCAUGUGGAAACUGCACAAGGCACAGCUAUCUCAAGCAUUGAAUGGUGUUUCUGAUAAAGCAAAGGAAGCUAAAGAGUUCCUGGUUCAGCUCAAGAAUAUACUUCAGCAGAUCCAGGAAAAUGGGCUAGACUAUGAGGCCUGCCUGGUUGCUCAGUGUGAUGCCCUUGUUGAUGCUUUAACUCGGCAAAAAGCCAAAUUACUCACCAAGGUCACUAAAGAGCGGGAACACAAAUUGAAGGUGGUUUGGGACCAGAUCAACCAUUGUACAUUAAAGUUACGCCAGUCAACAGGCCUAAUGGAAUACUGCCUAGAGGUGAUCAAAGAAAAUGACCCCUCUGGGUUUUUGCAGAUUUCAGAUGCUCUGAUCAAGCGUGUCCAGGUGUCUCAAGAGCAGUGGGUCAAAGGAGCUUUGGAGCCUAAGGUGUCUGCAGAGUUUGACUUGACCCUGGACAGUGAGCCUUUGCUGCAGGCUAUCCAUCAGCUGGACUUCAUUCAGAUGAAAUGUAGGGUGCCACCCGUCCCCUUACUGCAGUUGGAGAAGUGCUGUACUCGAAAUAACAGUGUCACCCUUGCUUGGAGGAUGCCACCUUUUAUCCAUAGCCCUGUGGAGGGCUAUAUCCUGGAGCUGGAUGAUGGAGAUGGUGGGCAGUUUCGGGAAGUCUAUGUUGGCAAGGAGACCCUCUGCACCAUUGAUGGCCUUCAUUUCAACAGUACAUACAAUGCAAGAGUCAAGGCUUUCAAUUCCUCUGGAGUUGGGCCUUACAGCAAAACUGUUGUUCUCCAGACAUCCGAUGUGGCCUGGUUCACAUUCGAUCCCAACUCUGGCCACCGGGACAUCGUCCUGUCAAAUGACAACCAGACAGCCACAUGUAGCAGUUAUGAUGACCGGGUAGUGCUGGGCACGGCAGCUUUUUCCAAGGGAGUCCAUUACUGGGAACUCCACGUGGACCGAUAUGACAACCAUCCAGAUCCAGCUUUUGGUGUAGCCAGAGUUAAUGUGGUGAAAGAUAUGAUGCUGGGCAAAGAUGACAAGGCCUGGGCCAUGUAUGUGGACAAUAACCGAAGCUGGUUCAUGCACUGCAACUCUCACACCAACCGGACUGAAGGUGGUGUAUUUAAAGGAGCUACUGUUGGUGUACUUCUGGAUCUGAAUAAGCAUACUCUGACCUUCUAUAUCAAUGGGCAACAGCAGGGUCCUACUGCCUUUGACCAUGUGGAUGGAGUCUUCAUGCCAGCUGUCAGCCUCAAUCGGAAUGUUCAGGUCACCCUUCACACAGGACUAGAGGUACCAUUGAAUACCAGGCAGCAAAAACUAUCUGGCAACUGAAAUCCCAGAUGCUGAUGAUCUUCAAUGAGAAGAUCCUCCGUGAGAGAAGCCCAGCCAUCCCUAUCUUCAAAUUUAGCACAGAAUCUGUUCUGAGAAAUAUAAAAUGGUCAAAUGAGGAGGGUAGCACAGUAGCCAUUGAAGACCAUGUUUAAAAAAAAACACAAACUUUUCCUAUGGAGAAUCAGGAAUGAGUCUCUUCAUCACAAGUCCCUUUUCACAUGCAGACGUGGGUGUGUGAUCUGUACAUUUUAUCCUCAUAGCCUCACUUUUCCAUAGUAGAGCUCUUUAGGGUGGGAUGGGAGACUGAAAUAUCUUACAAUUAAGUUCAGAGAACCUCAGAAGUCAGAGUUCCUUUCCCUAAUCACAAGAAAGAGAACUUUAACAGAGGAGUAAGAUAGCAAGUCUAGUUGGCAUGCAUAGGUUUCUUGUAACUAAUGUUUAAAUGGGAAUUUGUUUGGGGGGGGUGGGGUUUUCUGGUUCUGAGAAUGACACUUCCAGAAAGGGCAAUGACCACUGUUUAAUUCCCAUUACUGGAGGGAGUAUGCUGUGCAUUUUGCCUUUUUUUUCUUAGAUGCCCCUACCUCUUUGCAGUCCCAAGAUUGCUAGAGUCUCCUCUUGGUAUAGGAAAAUCAUUCUCUAAAACUAACAUCUCCAAUUUCUUCCUUCAGGAGGCUACAGUCUAUUUACCUGGUACCUGCUAAUAUCAGUCUAAUCUAAUAAUGCAAUUUAAAAAACACAUUUAUUAAGCACCUACUGUUUGCGUAGCAUAAUGCCCUGGACACAAACUAAUCCAGGACAUAGAGGAGCAAAAAUGGAUCCUGGAUUCUAGCUUUUCCAUUGAUUUAUUCUGGACUUCACAGAAUGACUUUCCUAGAACUUGCAAUAUCUGACUUAUCUGUAUCAUAGUUCCUGCAUUUCCCUUCUCCCUCCUUGACUAAGAUCUACCUUAAAACACACACACACACACACACACACACAAAUACACACAUCAACAGAGGAAAUCUACCUAAAUGCUUUAAUGCAAACACUGGUGUUUUCCUGAAAAUCUAUUGAAAAAUCACAACCUAUUCCCCAAGUGGCAUAUCCUUUCCUGGAAACUGAGUUAUGAUUAAUGAUGUGCUGGUAAAUAUCUAACAACCAGCUCUCUGGAGGAAAAAAAUAUAUGCACAAAACACUUUUAAGUUUAGUCUUAAUUAUUAACAUUUUCUCCAUCACUUUAGGUCUAGACAAUCAAUGAAACAAUAAACCAAGCCUUGAUUUAUAGCAUUUGCUAAUGCUCACUAAAUAGCAUUAUUGAAAAGGGAGAGCAUUAGCAUUUGCUUAUUUGCUAAUGCUCACUACAAAUUUAACAAUCAACCCUCAUCCCUAGUUCUGAGUAGUCAAAACAGAAAUGAUUUCCAUGUUCUUUCUCAAGGAAUCUUUCUGUUCCUCAUUUGGAACUGCCAAGGGCCAGCAUAUAGUGGGUGCUUAAUGAAUUCUUAUUAAUAGAUUGAUCACCAGUAGCCCUCUAUCCUAGCUAAGAAAAACAAAAAAGGUAUAACUAUUCUGACUACUCAUGUUUCUCCUUGGAGGAAAGAGGGCAGGGAAAAUUUUGUUUGAGCCUUACUUGUAAGGUUGACUUACAAAGAACCUGGGAAAGAGGUGACUGGAGUUCUUUUGGCUUUGGAGUUGCCCUUCCUAGCUCUGUCAGUCUCAGAGUCAUAAGCAUAUAACAUUUGGAUUUUGUGAUAGGAUUUCUUACCCACCCCACCCCCAAUACCCAUUUGCCUCAGAAUCUAAGCCUGUGAGAAAAAAAAAACACCGAUGAAGUCAAUGAAAGUUCUGCCUUGGGGUCUGGAGAGGGGGGUUAGUGUGAAUUUUAUCAUGGUUGUCUGACCAUGGUUAUCAUGGUCCACUGAUGAGGACAGGAAAUGGCUCAGUAAUAUCUUGUACUUACCACUGAACUGGGACCUUUAUGGUGUUUGAGAUCCCUAGUCUACCCAGUUAUUGCAAAUGAAACUCUGGAAUUGGACCUCUCUUCCAGUACCACAAAGCUGAACAUGGUCAAGACAUCACAGUUAGUCAGAUGCCAUGGUAAGUACGGUCUCAUAUCCUUCACCAGAGAAGCCCAAUAUUGGUCUAGCUCUGGGGAUUCAGUAGCUGUAGGAGGUGACUCACUCCAGGAUUCCCAGACCACCAUGAGCCUGCCCUAAGUCAAACAUCCUAUCCCAUCAGACACUUUUUUCCCCUCAGAACAUUGGUCUCUGCCCUGCCUACCUCAGGCAUCAUGACCAAAUGGAAUGUUCUCAGAAGCACCACACAAGAGGCAAAUGUUAGACCUCAGUACCAUCCACAUGGUUCACAGUUGAAUUUGAUCAAGGCAGCCGGGACUUAAUUAGACUCAUGACAACAGUAGAUGGUACUGGUAGCUCUGGAGGGCAACACUACAUCUAACACUCUUGCCCUUUCCAUGGGCCGAAUUUUCCAGAUCUAGAGCUGUGCUCACUGCUGCAUAGCUCUCAUUCUUUGCCUGCAUACUCACAUAUCUAGAAGCACAUCGAAUGAAUUGGCAUGCUAUUUUUUUUUUCAAGAUACUCAAACAAGCCUGUCUAUAGGCUUGUGUCCAGAGUUAAGUCUGCAGAUGGGAGUCACACUGUCUUCUCCUUUGCCUGUAUGGGUGGCAACAGUUGAGCACCAACUUGGAAAGCAUGCUUCAUCUGCCCUUUGUGUGGACAAGGAGACCAGUAAGGGAUCCAAAACAACAGUCAAAACAGGAAAUUUGUCAUGACACCAGGACCUUUGGGAAGGAGGAGAUGGCACAAUGGGUAUGUCUGAGAAAUGAAGCCUGGUAAGAAUCCUGUUUUCAGUUUCCCUGGUUUACCUGUGAUCAUCCACACUUCUUCCCAGCUCCCAUCCUACUAUCCGAAAGAGACAUACAAUUUUGUAUCAAGAAGGAAAUGAGGGAAGCAACAUAAAUAAGCAAUUUCACCUGAUAGCAACAAGUGAUUUUUCUUUCUUUUUCUUGAAGAAUAUGUUUUAUCAGGCCUCUUAUUUUUGAGGUUGAGGGCUAACUGCUACCUGCUUAAUCUCUUCUUACUUUGUUCUGUGAGCCGAAACCAACUGUGUUUUUCUUAGGUUCUAGAUUUCUUAUUUAUAUAUUAGGUUUCUUACUAACCACCGGUCGAUGCUGUGCAGGUUUUGAUCUUUUAUUCAGUGGAUCCAACAAGUCUACCUCAGAUCUCAUGCUUCCAGAUCUUGAAUACCAUUGAGAAGCUCUCUCAUCCUGCUUUCUCCAUGAAAAGGAAGAGUGGGAUAGGUGUUGCAUGGGAUUGUUGUGACUAACCUACCACUGAACUUUGUCCUAGAAAAUAUCCUCUUCCAGACUCACUUUUGAGUGUAGUAGUUGCCAAGAUUGAAGAAUGUAGUUCUUCCUUGACAGUUUCUAAGUCUGUUUCCUGUCAAACCCUCGAAGACAAUGCCAGACAGAGGGAAUUUGGCCCCAGCCUAUGUGGGGUUUUUAACUACAUUUCUCUCUUUCCCAUUGUUCAAGCAGGGACUGCGUUGUCCCUUCUUGCAAAUUGCUUCUGAGGAUUAUAAUUCUGAGUUGAUUUUCCAGAAAGAGCCAGUGGAAAUGAACAAAGAAUUAUUUUCCAUGGUAUCAGAAGCUGAAGGAAUGGCAGAUUCUCAUGUGCUUUGGCUAGCAGUUACCAUUGCUGUGAGAGACACGUAGCUUCCUUUGAAAAAGAUGAGGCCAAACUUCUAAGGACUAAUUCAUCUCCAGAAGCAUCUGAAACAAUUUCAAACAAACAAAAAGAAGCAUGUAAGGACACAGAGGCUUUCUUCUUUCCCUAAACUAUGGCCAGAAAGAAGCCAAACAAAAUGCUUUCAGUGAUGUCCACGGUUGAAAGAGAUUAAGUUUCUGGGGUCAGUCAAUGAUAGCAGUUAAGCUAGAUUCCUUCAGUGAGCUUGGGAUAAUUCUCUACUUUUGGAGAUAGUGAUGGCAUUUAACCAAGUGAAAUAAUAAUGUAUUGAAAUGCUUUGUAAACUAUUGUUAUUACUUGUGAGAGCUGGCUAAGGGCCAGACUGGACCUACUAGGACUCAUGGGGACUUCCCACAUCGAGUCUUAAAACUGUGACUUGAGGGAAUGGAAAAUGAGGUAGAAAUCCACUCCUUAGAGUUCCUUCAAUACUAAAAAAGAAAUCCUUGAUAUUAUUAGUUUAGGUGCAGAUUACAACCCCAUCAUGCCUUAGGAAACAGUCCUCAUGAAUUGCUAUGGACAAAAAAACAAAAACAUUAUAUGGUGGCCAACUUCUGGUGAAGAGCUUUUCUGCCCUUGAUCCAGACCUCAAACAAUAAGCAGUCUGUGGUCUAUAGAAGAGCCUGCAUUGGAAAUCUUUUCAUUAUGGUAAGGCCUGCCAAAACAUCUAUUGUGAUUGUACAGUUUUCCAAACCUGAAAGUCUUUUCCACCCAGGAUAUAGUAUCAAAGUAGUACUUUAGGGGAUGGAAACGGUUCCUGCUUAGAUUUAUAGGAGGAUGUUUGUAGACAAAAACCUCUUUCUCCCAGCUUUCUUUAACCCAAGUUCAAGUAAAUGGAAGCACAUAGUACCUGACUUCCCAGAGAUGGAGGAGAAGAGAGGUAUAGAGGAUUCAAUGGAGUUUGUACUGACUUGUGGAUUAGUAACAGAAAAGGAGAGAGGGAAAAGAAGAAUCUGUCUAGCACUCAGAAGUACUAAAUUCACCUCUCCCCCUAAAACAACUUACGUCUGUUUCCAAUAGGAAGCUGAAAAUGCCUAAGGUGUCAGGUUGCCUUGCUUAUGUGGAGGCUGGAGAGAAACUAGUGCCUAAAACAUGACCUUUGGGAAAGGCUUCCCUUGCUAUUUCUUCUCAUCACUCUUCCAGGGUCCUUUGCCACUUGCCUUCUCCUAAUUUUUACUUCCCCGUCCCCCAGUACUCAAGUAUAGAAGGUGUGGAAGGGAGUGGAGAAUCCAACCUCCCCAAACCAACACCUCAAAAUGAAAACUCUUACAAGUUGGAUGGAGCUGUACUUCCUCAUUCUCUCCUCUGCUUUAGUUCAAAGCAAUGUCCAGUUUACUGAUUCCAAGGAUAGAUGUCAGAAGGAGGGGCAAAUCUGCACAAACUCACCUUUGUCUCUGGGGCAUUUAAAAAGAAAGGAUAGUGAGCCAUUCCUGCAGUACAGGGGGAAAAAAAAGCACCAGGCUCCUACAAGUCAGGAUGGAAUAAUAUAGUUAUUGUCUCUCAUCAGAGUCCCUAUUGUGUUACUAUAUGUAAUGUCAUCCUUUGUACAUAAAAAAAAACCUUAUCAAGAAUUUAUAAUAAGCCAGCCAUGAAAUUGACUUGAUUAAUCCUAUCAAGCAGAGCUUAGUGAAAAAGGAUGAAGCUUGAAGUAGUCUGAAAUAUUAAGGCUCCCAUUCCAUUGUAAAUAAUGUUAUCCUAAAGUAGUUCUAGCACAUUAGUCAGUGGUGAUAGAGUUUGGUCGGUGUUUUUUCUUUUCUUUUUUUUUUAAACAUCUCUUUAAAAUAUCCAAGAGCUACCUAGAGCUUGAUCUAGGACAAGGUGAAACAUCACCUAUAAUAUUGCUUUACCUCCCCUUUUCUGUUCUGAUGUUUGGAAAACCACUGGGUCCAACAUAUAGAGGAUGUGGGCAAAGGUAUCUGGGCUACAAUGUAACUGAUCUAAACAGUUUAGAAAUGUGUACCGAGAUCCUGCUUGAGCCUGUCAGCCCCAAAGUUCCCCUGGGCAAAAUGCCUUACAAGAGAACUGGGACUAAUGCUGGAAGGUGAGGUCCUUUGCCCCACUGUAUAACAUUCCCUAUCACUCUCUCGGGACAGCUAGGUGGCACAAUGUAUAGAGUGCUUGGCCUGGACUCAUCUUCCUGAGUUCGAAUCCCAUCUCAGACACUUACAAAACUGUGUGACACUGGGCAAGUCACUUAAAUUUCACGUCACUCAGUGUCUUCAUCUAUAAAAAGAGCUGGAGAAGGAAAUGGCAAAUGACUCCAGUAUCUUUGCCAAGAAAACCCCAAAUGGAGUCAUGAAGAGUCAGGCAUGACUGAAAAACAGCUACACAUCAUUUUCUCCCCCUCCAGGUGCUUUGUGCCCUCUGUUUUGCCAAAACCUUCCCUUAAUAAAAGGUCAAAAUUUGCUACUCAUUCUAGCAGCCAAAUACCUACUCAGCCAAUGUACCGUAAGGCUGACUCUGGUCCCAAACCACCUGCUUCCUCUUCCCAGAUUCUCAUGAAUAGGGGUGGUGGAUAAAAUGCUCUUUGGAAAGGAGAUCUGUGAAUACUGUAUAGCAUAAUUAUUAGGCACCUUGCCAUGCAACCCAUGGAGUUUCUUGUAGAGACACUCUAACCAUGCUGCCUCACAUGCAGAGUGAUGAAUCGGCCAUUUCUUUGACAGUAACCCAGGAAGCCUAACAUGCAACAACGGGAAUGUGUGUGGUUUUUUUCCUCCAGCACCAGCAUCAAAAUGAAAUUUUUGACUGUAUCUCAUUAUUCUGACUCUAGGGGAAAUAACUUAGUGAGGCAGAGCUAGAGGCAUGUUAACCCUACACAAAAAGGAUGGUAUUAGACCCCCACACAGGAGAUGCUCAGGAGAUGCUCCCGGCCCACCCCACCAUCCACAGAAAAUUGAGCCUUUGGCUUUAGAAUGAAAUCAGAAUUCCUAGUCUUCCCUGAAAAGGAAGGUCAAUGAUAUAGGGGCUUCAACUGGUUAGAAAGGUACAUUCUCAAACUUGGUUAGAAGACAAAUAGCAAAUAAAAUGACUAUAUUGUUACUGGGGUAUUCUCAGGAUUUCUCUUUUCUUUUCUAAAAGUAGCCAGUUUUGUUUUUUUUGUUUUGGUUUGUUUUUUGUUUUUUGGAGUGAUAAUAUCUCUUAAGGAUUCCUUUUGGGGCAAAAAAAAAAAUCAAAGCAGCUUAAGCUGGAAAGGAACUGAAAAAAGACAUGACAUGGUAGUAUUUAUUGUCCAAGGUACCAGGUCCUGACUACAGUCUUUCAAAGUUGAAACUUUUUACUCUGGCUCUGUUACUGACUCACUGUGUGGUCCCAGUCAAAUGAUUUAAUCUCUCUGUGCCUCAGUCUCCUCAUAAGUAAAAUGGGACAAUUACUAUUAUCACGGUUACCUACCUCUACUGGCUGUUGUGAGAAUGGUCAGUCAAUUAAUGGGUAUUAAGUGCCCACUAUGUGCCAGGCAUUUCACUAAGCACUGGGGAUACAAAGGAAAGUAAAAGGUAGUCCCUCCUCUCAAGAAAUUCAGUCUAAUGGGGGAGAAUGCGUGUAAACAAGUAUGUAAAACAAAGCUAUGUAUAGAAUAAAUUGGAAAUAAUCAGCAGGGGGAGAGUGGCAGAAUUAAGAGAAAUUGGAGGGGCAGCUAGGUGGUGCAGUGGAUAAAGCACCAGCUUUGGAUUCAGGAGGACUUGAAUUCAAAUGCGGA